AUGGUCGCCGUCACCGAUCCAGACGAAGAAAUAUUUUGUCUCUACACGCACAUGAACAGCUGGUCCCACAAUGCGCACGUCGACCAGCGCAGCUCGGUCUUUGAUCUCGGCUCGAUCUCGGUCCGUCAGGACCUGUCGCUGCUCUCGACCAAGGGCGUGACUGGGUCGGUGGUGUGGGAUGCCUCGGUGGUGCUGGUUGAGCUGCUUCAGAGCAAGCAAGUCCCCGCCAUCUCGCUGUCGGGCGCGAGGAUCCUCGAACUCGGCUCCGGGGCCGGGCUGCUCGGAUCCUUCCUACUGCACCAGCCCAUCGGGCAUCUGACCCUGACCGACCAGUCCCAUCUGCUCCGCCUCCUCCAAAAGAACGUCGCCAUGAACCAUCCCUCCAUCGUGUCCGCGGAGAGCAGCCGUCUCGAGAUUGUGGAGUGGGCUUGGGGCGAGCCCGAUGGAUUCAGAUCGAUUUCGGCCCUGAACCCGCCCCGACACACCGAAUCCGAGAGUAUCUUUGGUCUCGACUACAUCAUUGCGACCGACUGCGUCUACAACGAAUUCGUUGUCCCCAAGUUGGUGUUCACGCUGCAUCAGGCCUGCAUGCUAUCGGACCGGAUCCGGGACACUCUUGGUCGUCGCAGCCCGGACUCGAAGGCGAACCUCAACCCGGCGUCGACAUCUGCCCCGGCUCCAGACUCGAGCUUUCCGCCCACCGACCGCUCGAGAACAAUCGCCAUAGUCGCGCAGGAGCUGCGAUCGGACCUGGUCCACCAGCUCUUUGUCAAGUCCAUUCUGGAGAUUGGGUUUCGGAUGGUCCGGCUGGUCCAUCCGCUGCUGGUCCACGACUUUAUCGACAACGACGACGACGACGACGGCGCUGAUCCAGGCGAGAUCGCCAGUAACAGAAACCAAGCCGGCGGCGCCUCGUCCUCUCCUGGACCUCCGGAUCACCCAGCCUCGCUCACAUCUGCGAUCUGCAUGUACUUGCUCUGGUUGCCGUAA
Molecule: messenger RNA, 990 nt
Organism: Polychytrium aggregatum
Lineage: Eukaryota; Fungi; Chytridiomycota; Chytridiomycetes; Polychytriales
Product: putative methyltransferase-domain-containing protein
Exons: 2
Coding region: 1-990 (329 amino acids)
Source: RefSeq, a predicted model, not a curated record